AUGAUAAGUCGGUUAUGUCCGCUUACUCGAACGGGAUUACCAGGACUUAUAGCAACUGCUCCGAACAUCAUGCAACAAGCUUCUGUCCAUCAUCACUUAGAAAGACAUGAUCUCGCUCGGUUUCUUGGAAUAAAACGAUCGAAUAAGGCUAGAGCCAAUAGAAACACUCAUGUGAAUGAGAAAAUGUUCCGAAAAUUACGUGGUAGAAAGACAGUUGUGAUAGAUCUUCCCGAUGAUGAGGAACAACGUCGUCGUGAGAAAAUGUCACCAUCUGAGCUAAGACUUGAACUGCUUAAAAAGGGUAUAAAUCCUUAUAAAGAAGUUCAGCCAAGGGCAUGGCAAGAAGCACAGAUCACAAUGUCUUCCUUUUAUGCUGUAAUUGAUCCUUUUGUAACACCUGAAAGUGGCGAGACUUUACCCUUCCUUGGUGCCGGAGUUGAAGGAUUGAAAAUGAAAAGGGAGGAGCUUAAGCAAAGAGCACUUCAUCGAUGGCACAACUGGAAGAAUGGAACGAACAGAAUUCGAAAGAAAGAAGGUUUCGAGAAAUUCGAUGCUAAGACAUUUGGUCCUACGGCUGAUUUAAUUUAUGAAGAAGCGCACAAAGCUCUUAUGAAGCGUGAUAAGCCAACACUUCACAAGUGCAUCACGGAACAUGCUUAUGCU
Molecule: messenger RNA, 663 nt
Organism: Strongylus vulgaris
Lineage: Eukaryota; Metazoa; Nematoda; Chromadorea; Rhabditida; Strongylidae
Source: the annotation of a GenBank genome assembly